Molecule: messenger RNA, 2388 nt
Organism: Rotaria socialis
Lineage: Eukaryota; Metazoa; Rotifera; Eurotatoria; Philodinida; Philodinidae
Source: the annotation of a GenBank genome assembly
AUGGACGAUACAAUUACGGUCGGUAUUCCUUCUUCUCUGUCUCGAAGCUCCGAUUCAGUUUGUGUUGGCCUUGAACGACAUUUUUUCCAUCAUAAUAGUUCUCCAUCUUGGCGUGCCAGUAUUUCUGCAGAAUGGAAUGCUCGGCGAGCAGUCGAAAAAGAAAAGCAAACCGCUUUGUUUCCGCUUGCAAUGAAUCCGUUCGGAGACGAUGAAAUUAUUGCAAUGGUAGAAGUAUUAUUGACGGGUCGUUUAACGUUAGGCGCAGAAGUAGAAAAGGCUGAAAGAAAGUUUGCUGAAAUUGUUGGGGUACCAUAUGCCAUUAUGGUUAAUUCAGGUAGUUCUGCAAAUUUACUAGCCGUCUCGGCUAUAACAAAUAAGUUGCGUCGAGUGCACUGCGAUCCUGGCGAUCAUGUACUGGUUCCUGCAGUAUGUUGGUCAACGAGCGUUUUCCCACUAAUUCAAAAUGGCCUGUGCCCUGUUUUUGUCGAUGUAGAUCCGCGCACAUUCAAUGUAUCUCUUUAUGAACUUGAGCGUAAACUGACAAGUCGUGUUAAAGCAGUGAUGGCCGUACAUGUAUUAGGUAAUUCCAUAAAUAUGCAAGAACUAAUAGAAUUUGUUAAUCGUCACCAGCUUAUAUUGAUUGAGGAUACUUGUGAGUCCUUAGGAAGUUUCUGUGUUACUGGUGUAGCGGAUAAACGUAAGAUGUUGGGUACAUUUGGUGAUUUUGGAACAUUCUCGUUUUAUUUUUCGCAUCACAUCACUAGUGGCGAAGGAGGAAUGGUUACGUGUCAUACUGAAGAAGAUUAUAACAUUGUACGAUGCUUACGUGCACAUGGUUGGACAAGACAUCUUACAAAUCGUCAAAAAAUUGAAGAGCAAUAUGAAGAUAUUGAUUCUCGGUUUUUAUUUGUAAAUAUGGGCUUUAAUUUUCGACCGUUAGAAGUUCAAGGGGCUAUGCUAAAUGUUCAGUUAGAUAAGCUCUAUGAAUUUAACACAUGUCGUCGUGAUAAUUUAAAACGCAUCAAAGAAACUCUAUUAUGUGACAACAGGUUUUCAAAUUUAAUGUCAUUAAUGGAAGCUUCAAAAGACGUUGACCCGGCCUGGUUUGGUCUUGGUGUUUUACUUCAUCGGCCCUAUGCUCAUCAACGACUUGAAUUCUUGAAAUACCUUGAACGCAAUGGAAUAGAAAAUCGCCCUAUCAUUAGCGGUAAUUUUAUUCGUCAGCCUUGCAUCUCUGUUUUCUGUAAUGAAGAACACCCAGAAAACUAUCCUGGUGCAGAGGCGGUUCAUACGCGUGGUUUCUUUAUCGGUGUUCAUCAAAUACCGCUAGAUCAAGUUGUGAUCGACAAACUUGUUGAUUUUAUUUUAGCAUUUCCAUUCUUUCCUUAUCAUGUAAUAAUAGUCACAGGAAGCAACGGAAUGCUCGGUAGAUACAUUCGUGACACCGUUCUGGAAAGUUCUUCAAAGGAUAGUCGAACAACAAUAACAACAGUUGCCAAUAUAAACCCGCUGAAAAGAAAGACAAAAGAGGCAGAAUGGAUCUUUUUGACUCGUCACGAUGGAGAUCUCCGAAAAGUAGAAGAUGUCAAAAAUAUAUUUAAGCGAUAUCAACCUACACGCGUAAUACAUUGUGCAGCACAUCUUGCAUCUAUGCAAGUAAUGUCGUCUAAACCAGUAGACUUUUGGUUAAACAACGUUACCAUGAAUAAUAAUAUACUAGAAGCCGCAUUCGAAUUUCAAUCAUGGACUGGGCCCAUUAAAGUAGUUUCGAUAUUAUCUACAGUUAUGUUUCCAAAGAAUGCACAAUAUCCAAUCGAUGCUUCAACUAUUUACGAAGGAUCGCCUCAUUUCGCAUCAGAAUCAUAUGCAUACGCUAAAAGAUCGCUAGCUCAACUCAUACAAUGGUAUCGUAAACAGCACGGCUGUGACUUUGUGUCGGUAUUACCUGGUAAUUUCUUCGGCGCUUACGGCGAUUUCAACCCCAAUACAGCUCCACUGGUAAAUGCACUAAUCGCAAAAAUAGAAAAUCAAAAGGAGUGUGAUCCUACAGCUCCUCUUACCAUGAUAGGCACCGGUACACCGUUGCGUCAAGUUAUGUACGCUCAUGAUCUCGCUAAAAUAGUUAUUUGGGUACUAGGAAAUUAUUCAGAAGGGGAACCCUUAAUUGUUGCUGGAGAGGAAAUUUCAAUUUCUCAACUUGCUCAUCUUGUUCGUGAUCAAGUAGGUUUUACUGGAUGCCUCCAGUUUGAGGGUGAUGUUAAAAAUGAUGGACCAAUGCGUCGUACAGCUGACACAUCGCAUUUCGAAAAACUUCAUCCAUCUUUUACAAUGACUCUACUUCCGACAGCUAUUAAAGAAACACUUGAGUGGUACAAAAAAAACAAAUAA